This is a messenger RNA of Closterium sp. Naga37s-1, 1305 nucleotides long. NCBI's taxonomy places the organism in Eukaryota, Viridiplantae, Streptophyta, Zygnematophyceae, Desmidiales, Closteriaceae. The record is from the annotation of a GenBank genome assembly.
AUGGCCCGUAAGCGCAAGAGCGUAGCUAGUACUGCUGACUUGUGCCCGCGGGAUCUCAACGAGAUCCCGUACAUCGCCUGGAUGAACAAGCAGAUCGCUGGCGGCCGCAAGCCCGCCGGACCGUUGCCGGAAGGAGCGCCUGGUGCGGGAGACACCUCGUUCGAGGCCCUGCGCGAUGUCCCUACCCGCGGACGCCGUCAUGCCGACCGUGUUGCCUCAUCCCGCGUCAACGACGAUGCUGCCUUCGAUGACGACGAUGACGCCGCGGACUCUGAUUACAACGAGUGCGACGAGGCCUGCGACGACGACGCGGACUCUGGCGAGGAGGAGGACAAGGGCAUGUCCCCCUCCGAGGAUGAAGUUGACGCCGAUGAGGACGCCGAAGACGACGAAGACGCUCCCGAGGAGGCCCAGCCUGCGACCCCGGCUCCCCGUCGCGGCCGUGCCUCUGCCGCUGCGGGAACCAAGACUGCUGCGAAGGGCGGGGAACCUCCGCGUGCUGCUGCCACGACCCGCAACCUGCAUCCUGUUAAGCGGAGCGUGUGGUCCCCCCGCGAGAACACGAUCUUCGUGGCUGCACGUUGGUUCAUGAAGGACGAGCUCGGACCCCUCCUCGGGAAGCAGGGCUCUCAGUACUGGGCCCGCCUCGCGCGCCAUCUCGAGCAGGAGAAUCCCGGGUGGGUGCGCGGCGUGAACGUGCUUCAGAAGCAGUGGCGCAAUCUCGUCAACAUGUACAAGCAGAUCAAGAAGGGGGAGAAGGCGAGCGGCAAGGGUGCCGUGUGCAAGCCCCACUGGUACCCGUACAUGGCUCUCUUCCAGAACAACAAGGCGGUGGGCAACCCUCACGCCGUCGACGGUGGAGGUGCGGCACACGUCAACGUGCCGUGCGGGUUCGCGGUUCCGUCCACUUCGGCGCCCUGCAACUCUACGCCGACAUUCACUGGUACGUUUCCAUUGGGUACUCCCACGUCGAAGCGCCUACGUGUGGCAGAGACGGCAACGUUGGCCGCUGCCAAGCUGGUGUGCGAGACAAUCAAAGGCUGCCACUCUGACGCCAUGAGCAGGCUCGAAGGCCUCGUCCGCGCGUGGAUGGAGCAGGACACGCGUAUUGCUUGCGAACGCGUGCAGCAGCCCGCCCCCUCCCCGCCGGCCGGCGACGACAUCCCAGUCCACGCGGACAACAUGACCGCAGCGGACGCCGCCGAAGGCGGCGACGACGGCUGGCUCCGUCGCGGGCAGACGGGCGAAGACGCCUCUAACCCUGAUGCGGGUGAGGAGGUGUGGUUUCGCGGCGCCGCCGAGUGA